Linum trigynum is the source of this 1822-nucleotide messenger RNA. NCBI's taxonomy places the organism in Eukaryota, Viridiplantae, Streptophyta, Magnoliopsida, Malpighiales, Linaceae. The record is from the annotation of a GenBank genome assembly.
GUCAAUUAUCGUGACCAAUCACUUCCCUCUGUAGCUAUGUACUCUCGGAUUGCUUUUUCAGACGCGAUCUAGAUAUAGAUCGCUUGACACCUCAGCAAUCCUUGCACAUCGCUUUUCCCACCAGCAAUCAAAUAUUUAAUCACUUUUCUCUUCAACGAUAUUUCAACAUAUCGCCUUUGACAUGAGCGAUCGAUACAAAAUGUAUGUAGGUAGAAAAUUUUCAUAAGAACUAUUAUGAAAUUUUUUCCCUCCGGUAAAGAAUUAGUGUAGCUUGGGAAAAUUGUCCUAGUAUGGAAUUUGCGUAAAACAACAGAAAAAGUAGAUAUGGGACAAGCAAGCAAGCAAAGGGACGAACACACGACACCAGAGUAUCCAGCGGAGCCGAGUUAGAGAAAAUGAGAAAUAAAACGGAAACAGAAAGAGAUUCAGCAGCUGCUUUGUUCUUUCCCUAAAUCGUCUUUUUGGGGGAUUUUGGCAUUUUGUCUUUCCUUCCACCUUUGGAUCCGCCGAACAUAACACAAAUGGACAAGCACUGACCAUUACUUAAUUACUCUGCUUACGACCUGACACUACUUAGUACUUAAUAAUAAUAAUCCCGAAACCAUAAUGGCGAGAAAACCCCACAGAAUACACUGAUAACUGUAACGUGCAAGCUCUGAAUCAGGAUUUCAGAGAAGGGAGAAUCGAUCAGGAAACAACUGAGACCUCAGUCCUCCCCAUGGCCACUGACUUCAAGUCAAUCCCUAUCAUCGAUAUCGGUCCUUUACUGGCAAAGAGCGAUGACCCGGAUAUGGGUUCGGACCCGGGUGUGGCUCAAGUUGUCGAACAGCUGGACCGGGCUUGUAGGGAAGCUGGCUUCUUCUAUGUGAAAGGCCAUGGCGUUCCAGAUCCCCUAGUGAAGGAGGUCAGAAGUAUAGCACGCAAGUUCUUCCAUCUUCCCUAUGAAGAGAAGCUUAAAAUCAAAAUGACACCAGAAGCUGGAUACAGGGGAUAUCAGAGGCUUGGAGAGAAUAUAACCAAAGGUGUUCCUGAUCUGCAUGAAGCUAUCGAUUGUUACACAGAAAUAAAACCAGGGAGGUAUGGAGCUCUUGGAAAGCCUAUGGAAGGAUCAAACCAAUGGCCACAGUAUCCACCAAACUACAAAGAACUGAUGGAGGAGUACAUAAGCCUAUGCACAGAACUAUCGAGGAAGAUCAUGCGAGGAAUUGGUUUGGCAUUGGGUGGAUCGCCUUCGGAGUUUGAAGGCGAUAGAGCUGGAGAAGCGUUUUGGGUGACGCGGAUCAUAGGUUACCCUGGUGUACCUGAUGCAAAUGGAGAUAACAAAACUGACAAUGAUGUGGGAUGCGAAGCUCACACAGACUACGGUUUGGUGACGUUAGUCAAUCAGGAUGAUGAUGUAACUGCACUUCAGGUGAGGAACCUGUCUGGGGAAUGGAUAUCUGCUCCUCCGAUACCCGGGACAUUCGUGUGCAACAUUGGGGACAUGUUGAAGAUUUGGAGCAACGGUCUGUAUGAGUCGACUCUCCAUCGAGUUGUCAAUAACAAUGCCAAAUAUCGCGUCUGUGUUGCUUACUUCUACGAGCCAAACUACGAUGCCAUCGUGGAGCCCUUAGACUUUUGCAUCCAGAAGAGUGGUGGCGUUAGGAAGUUGGGAAAAGCUGUUUAUGGAGAACAUUUGGUCUCCAAAGUUCGAACCAAUUUCGUCUGAAGUGUCUCUGACGUUGGUUCAUACUGUGGUUAUAUAACUUGCAUUGCAAUGUACUAUAUAUAGUCUUCUCAGAAGCACAUUUUCAGAAUAGUUUAAGAAACCCAAAAUAAGAAA